CACGCCAGAUCCUCCAACAACAAUGAACGCUACCACUGUGCGCAAAGGGCACUUUGCAACAUGAGCUUCGAUUAACGCCAAAGAAAGAAUUUGUAAUUGAUUGCGGUCGUAGCUGCUAUAAAAGACACAACAGAAAGCAACGGACCGCAUUUCGAAGUGAAGAAGCGAGGCUCGCGUAAGUUCUUGUGCUAUUGACAAGGAAAUAUUAAUUAUGUGCGUAAAACAAAAGUAAUGCGAGCAGCAACUGCUGAAACAACUAUAAAAACACACGUUUAGCAAAAUUGAUGCAGAGAAAAUAACUGUAAAUAUAUAUUAUAUAUAUAUAAAAUAACACAUUUCCAUAAUAAAUACAAAAACACCGAAUGUCAUAGGAAACUAAUAAAAAGACUGAGUAAUAAAAACAAAAGUGAAACCAAAAGACAUACAAUGUAUAUAUGUAUUUAAACACAUACACAUCUACAUUUUAUUUUUUACUAAAUUGUGUAUGCGCAAGUAACGCAACGGCAGGGCGCGAUUCGAAAGGACGGUUGGCUAAUGAUGCGAAAUAAGUCGACUGAUACUUUUUGGCAACACAUUAUACUGAAGUAUACGUAUAUACAUAACAUAGUACAUAUGCAUAUAGGCAGUAGGUUCAUGACAGUGCUCUAAUUUAUGUAUUAAGUCAACAGUCAGCCAGCAGGAGCGCUCAGUAGCAGCAGAGCAUCCGCAAGAGGCACAGCAGCAUUUCAAAUUGUAGCAAAACAGUCUGACCAAGGGAGAAGAGAAUACUUCGCGAGCGUAGAUUGUGUUGGUGCGCUGGGUGCAAGGUAUUAGAAGGUGAAGAGCGAAGAGAAUUGAGGAAGCAAACGAUAACUGUGCAGAGAAUUUAUGUGUGCGGAUGCAUAUCCGAAAACGAAAGUUUUCUUACCAAAGAAUUUGUCAUAAACACAUAAAAGAGAAACCAAAUACACGUGAAUUUAAUAGACUCAGAAUUUAAUGAACUUAGUGAACUAAAACAUAAAUAGCGCAAACCUUUAGCUAAUUUACAGCAAGAAUUAAAUAUGUGAAUAAUGGAGUGGAGUCAUAAAAAUUAAAUAAAAGCAAAAUAAUAAAUGGUAUUUACAAAUGAUAGUAUAAAAAGAAACAUAUAAAUAAAAAUUAAUAUUUGCUAAGUCUAUUUAAUUGCGGAUUACAACAAGAGGGCGAAUUCAAGCAGUUGGCAAAUGCCGGAAUAUGCACAUUUCAUCGGCAAAAAUUGUUUGGGGAGGGCAUAGACACCUGUAAACCACCACCCACAAGCUGAGAGGAAUUCAAUAGGCACGCGCUUGGAAUUCGCAAUAAAUCAGUGACACAAACAGCAGUGGCAGCAGCAGUGGCAAAAAGAGCUGAAGGAGGUAGAGGGCUAAAGUGGAUUUGUUUAUUUGUGUACAUACAUUACCGCCUACUUGAUUACCGCUAGAUUGUAAGCAGCAUACUAAGCGCUUAAAAUGUGUCCUUAACGCAAAUUACGGGCACAAGUGAGAAAUUGUUAAGCUGUGCAAAAAAUAGUCAACAGAGCGACAGAAAUACGAGUAUGUACAUACAAAUGUAUCGCAAGGGAUAAAUCGCAUGAGAUAAAUUUAAAAUUGGAAUAUUUAAACUGAGACAGUGCAAAAAAUAGUAACUAAUUUUUGAAACUGUGAAAAAUUAAUUUUAAAAAUUUAUGGAGGAUUUAAGAAACUCAAAAAUGGAAGUACAUAUCAAAAUAAAUAGCAUAAAGGAAAAAUUAUAGUAAAGUUCAAAAUUUAAGAAAUGAAAAGUGCAACAAUAUAAUAACGAAUAUCUUAAAAGAUUUAUAAUUCAAAAAGUAAUAAAAUAAUUAUAUAAUUAUGUUAUUGCAUAUGAAAAUAUUUAUAGAAUUUCAACAAUUAUAAAAAACUAAAAGGAACAAUAUAAAAGCAAGCUUAACAAAUUACAAUUUAAAAAAAAUGCACAAAAUAUAAACAACAACAAGAAAUAUAACAUACUAUAUUGUAAUUUACAAAAAAGUUUUAAGAAAUAAUUUAAAUAUAAAACAAAAAGUGUAAGAGAAGAAGAGAACAUUAUUAAGUUGAUAUUUCUAUAAAAUCUUCAAUAAUAGCGCACAAUCAAGCACUGUCGUUGGUAAAACACACUGACAAUCAACUCUACAGUUACCAGUAAAAGUCAAGCGCCAGUCACUUAUACGCCUACAAAAAACUGCAUUUAUUAAAUUAUUUACGCUUAUGACCGGAAAAUAAACUGAUCUCAAAACACAACGACUGCUACUAGUUAUCACUAAAAAAUAAAUAAACAAAUAUAUAAUAAUAUUAAUUAAACUACCAUUUUUAAUAAUACAAUAAGCUGCAAACAUGUAUGGCAUGGUUUUAGAGUCCGUCCAACACUUCAUUCAAGAGGAAUUCGGUGAAGAAGUUUGGCGUCAAGUAUGCCAAAUAAUCGACUGCCGUCACAAUACCUUCAAGACUCAUCAGAUCUAUCCCGACACGUUAAUGCCCGAUAUAGCGGCCGCAUUGUCGGCGCUUACGGGCAAGUCAUUCGAUUGGUGUAUGUCAUUUUUUGGCAAUUCUUUCGUGCGAUUUUUCAGCAAUUUCGGCUAUGAUAAGAUGAUACGUGCGACGGGACGUUAUUUUUGUGAUUUUCUACAGUCUAUCGAUAAUAUUCACUUGCAGAUGCGUUUCACCUAUCCGAAAAUGAAAAGUCCAUCCAUGCAGCUAACAGAGGUGGAUGAUAACGGCGCCGUAAUGGUUUAUCGUAGUGGACGUACGGGAUUUUCGAAAUAUUUAAUGGGUCAGUUUACGCAGGUAGGACGCGAGUUCUACAAUUUAAAUGUGAAAUGUUCGAUAAUUGAGAGUCAAAAUGAUAUCAAUGGUGGCAUAGCUGGACCCAUCAAGUUAAGUCACGAACCGUUAACGGUAAUUGUAAAAUAUCGUUUGGACUUUGACAAUCGCGAAUAUAUGGCGAAGCGUGUUAAUGUCGUGGCACAUCCAACGCAACAGAUUUUGCCGAAAAUCAAUAUUGAUGUAUUUCUGGAUCUCUUUCCUUUCACAGUGUUAAUAAAUCGCAAUAUGAUUAUUACUUCGGCUGGUGAAAAAAUUGUCGAUACUUGGAUACUACAUAAUCAAGGUAAGAAUACACAAAAUUUUCUGGGUGCACAUCUUAUGGAUAUAUUCAAGUGUCGCCGUCCGAAAGACAUUAAAAUAACUUGGGAUCAAAUUAUACAAAUGCACUCGGUACUCUUCGAAUUCGAACUAUUGCGUACAGGUCGUAAUCAAGCAGCCUACGAUGCGCUUAUGGAUCAUAAUCUCGAAGACGAAGUAAGGGAAGUAUUAAAUAGCAGUGAGGAGAAUCUGCUAAAUGUCGAUCCGAAAGAGGAAAUCGAUCCUCUUACCGGUAGACGCAAAAUAUCACAUGGAAGCAAGGCUAUUUUGUUAAAAGGUCAAAUGUUUCAUCUCAAAGAUAUUGAUUCACUCAUUUAUCUGUGCAGUCCGCUCAUUGAAAAUUUGGAUGAAUUGCAUGGCAUUGGUCUGUUCUUAAAUGACUUAAACCCACAUGGCUUGAGUCGUGAACUGGUAAUGGCUGGGUGGCAGCAUUGCUCUAAAUUGGAAAUUAUGUUCGAAAAGGAGGAGCAACGCUCCGAUGAGUUAGAAAAAUCAUUAGAACUGGCCGAUUCAUGGAAACGUCAAGGUGAUGAGCUGCUUUACUCAAUGAUACCACGUACUAUCGCCGAACGUAUGCGUAAUGGUGAGGAGACAAUAUGCCAGUCUUUUGAGGAGGUCUCCGUUAUAUUCAUAGAAGUGAUGAAUAUUUACGCUGGCGAUACGAAUGAUAUACGUGAUGCUAUGACUGCGGUUACCACACUGAAUACGGUAUUCUCGGCAUUUGAUGAAGAGAUAACAUCACCGUUUGUGUAUAAAGUGGAGACAGUUGGUAUGGUUUAUAUGGCCGUUUCAGGAGCGCCCGAUAUAAAUCCUUUACAUGCUCAACAUGCUGGCGAUUUCGCUUUGCGUGUGGUGAAGAAGGUGAAGGCUUUAGAGAUACCAGACCUUGCUAUAAGGGUGGGUAUAAAUUCGGGACCUGUGGUAGCUGGUGUUGUGGGUUUGAAAGUGCCACGCUAUUGUCUCUUUGGUGACACAGUGAACACAGCGUCACGCAUGGAAAGUAGCAGUGACCCAUAUAAGAUACAAUUAUCGAACUAUACUGCGAUGAAAUUGCGUGAGGCGAGCUAUAAAAUCGAAUCGCGUGGCUAUGUAAAGGUCAAAGGUAAAGGUGAAAUGGAAACAUUUUGGCUUUUAGACGAGCCGGAUACAUAGAGGAAGCAGUGGUACGAAAAUGUACAAAUUGAACUGUGCUCGUGAAGUAUAGCAAUGUUUUUAUGUAUGUUUAUAUGUAACCCUGUUUAGCGUCGCUUUAAUGCUCUUAUACUCCUAUUUAUCUUUACUUUCUAUGUAUUCAAAAUAAAUGUAAAACAUCUCACGGAAAUGUGUAUUAAUUGUAUAUGGUAUUCUUGACCGGAGAUUUAAGGGCUUCUCGGAAGGAGUAAUAAAAUUUAUGAAUCGUUUUUUUUUCGGAAA
Messenger RNA from Bactrocera oleae (olive fruit fly), 4568 nucleotides. RefSeq names its product soluble guanylate cyclase 89Db. NCBI's taxonomy places the organism in Eukaryota, Metazoa, Arthropoda, Insecta, Diptera, Tephritidae. Gene Ontology annotation, biological process: response to oxygen levels; cGMP biosynthetic process; nitric oxide-cGMP-mediated signaling. Gene Ontology annotation, molecular function: guanylate cyclase activity; heme binding. Gene Ontology annotation, cellular component: guanylate cyclase complex, soluble. The record is from RefSeq and is a predicted model, not a curated record.